Pogoniulus pusillus (Red-fronted tinkerbird) is the source of this 3984-nucleotide messenger RNA. It is a transcript of the gene TBXT, whose product is annotated as T-box transcription factor T. NCBI's taxonomy places the organism in Eukaryota, Metazoa, Chordata, Aves, Piciformes, Lybiidae. Gene Ontology annotation, cellular component: nucleus. The transcript is spliced from 8 exons. Gene Ontology annotation, biological process: cell fate specification; regulation of transcription by RNA polymerase II; mesoderm formation. Bases 593 to 1900 code for a protein of 435 amino acids. Gene Ontology annotation, molecular function: RNA polymerase II cis-regulatory region sequence-specific DNA binding; DNA-binding transcription factor activity, RNA polymerase II-specific. The record is from RefSeq and is a predicted model, not a curated record.
CAGCCUGCGAGAACCUGCAGAAGACUCUCAAUAUUUUUCCCUAAAUAUGAACCCACGGUUGGGGAGGUGGGGUGUCUUCCACUCAGGAAGCCUGAAACCAGACCCGAGGGCUUGCUGUGGCGGGGCCGGUGGCCCCGCGGAUGACGGCUGCGGGGAGGCGGAAGGGUGCUGCGCGCAGGUUAUGAGGCUGUUGCUGAGAUGGGCCAUUUCCUCCGCGGCUGAUGGAGCCUCAGCCCGGCGGCUUUGAUAGAGGUGCAAACAUUUGGGGACAGAUUUACAUAAAAUAGCCGCGUUUAAUCCCGUGGGCUGCAAUUAACAUCACAGGCUUCUUCGGACACCGUUGUGAUAUGGCCGCAGGCAGCCAAUUGGAAAGGCCAGACGGCCAGAUCAAAGCAGCCGUCCGCCAAUCAGCAAUGCCCCCCUGCCGGCAUCGUGAUGUCACCGGGGGGGUGUUUAUGGCGGGGUAUAACAGCGGCCCCUUGCCCGCUCCCGCUCGCUGGGGCCGCUGAGGUCAAGUGGAGUCAGUCCCGGCCCCGCCGCAGCUUGGGGCUGUGCCAGGGCGGCUGCCCCGCCAGGCGGGCGCGGGGCCAGGAUGAGCUCUCCCGGGACGGAGGGCGCGGGCAAACCCCCGCAGUACCGCGUGGAUCACCUGCUGAGCGCCGUGGAGAACGAGCUGCAGGCGGGCAGCGAGAAGGGGGACCCGACAGAGCGGGAGCUGCGGGUCGCGCUGGAGGACAACGAUCUGUGGCUGCGCUUCAAGGAGCUCACCAACGAGAUGAUCGUCACCAAAAACGGCAGGAGGAUGUUCCCGGUGCUGAAGGUGAGCGUAUCGGGGCUGGACCCCAACGCCAUGUAUUCCUUCCUGCUGGACUUCGUGGCGGCCGACGGCCACCGCUGGAAGUACGUGAACGGAGAGUGGGUGCCGGGCGGAAAGCCGGAGCCGCAGGCGCCCAGCUGCGUCUACAUCCACCCCGAUUCGCCUAACUUCGGGGCGCACUGGAUGAAGGCGCCUGUCUCCUUCAGCAAAGUCAAACUCACAAACAAGCUCAACGGCGGCGGGCAGAUUAUGUUGAACUCUCUGCACAAGUACGAGCCGAGGAUUCAUAUAGUGCGAGUGGGUGGCCCACAGCGGAUGAUCACCAGCCAUUCCUUCCCAGAGACCCAGUUUAUAGCCGUGACGGCCUACCAAAAUGAGGAGAUCACAGCUUUAAAAAUCAAAUACAAUCCAUUUGCAAAGGCAUUUCUUGAUGCAAAAGAAAGAAGUGAUCACAAAGACAUGAUGGAGGAAGUGGGAGACAACCAGCAAUCUGGGUAUUCUCAGUUAGGUAGUUGGCUUAUACCGGGGACUGGGACUCUGUGCCCACCUUCCAAUGCUCACCCUCAGUUCGGAGCCCCCCUGUCGCUCUCCUCUGCUCACAGCUGUGAAAGAUACUCAUCGCUGAGAAGCCACCGUCCUGCCCCAUAUCCCAACCCCUACACUCACAGAAACAAUUCACCAACAGCCUAUGCCGAUAACUCCUCUGCCUGCCUUUCCAUGCUGCAGUCCCAUGACAACUGGUCUUCUCUAGGAGUUCCCACACACACAACCAUGCUGCCCAUGAGUCACAGCACUGGCACAGCUACCAGCUCCAGUCAGUAUCCUAACUUAUGGUCUGUGAGUAACAGCACCAUCACGCCGGUGUCUCAGUCGAGUGGGAUGUCCAAUAGCCUGAGCUCCCAGUUUUUGCGCAGCUCUCCAGUGCACUACACUGCCCUUUCGCACCCAGUCACUGCCGCCGCCUCUGCCUCCCCGCUGUACGACAGCGGAGCACCCACGGACCUGCCCGACAGCCAGUACGAUGCCUCCACACAUGCCAGGCUAGCAUCCACAUGGACACCUGUCACACCCCCUUCCAUGUAAACCCUUUUCUGUAAGACAGACUUUUUAGCUACUGAAUUACUUUACAAUGCUUAAUCCUCAAGGAGGAGGAAAAAGAGAUGUGAAGUAAAUUAUAGACAGCAUCUGCCCUGCUUUGUGUAGAGCAUCUACAUUAUACCUCGUUACAGUGAACAGUGCAUCACUGACUUCAUGUAGAGUUUACAAAACCUGGUGAGUGUGCAAUUCUGAGAGCAGAUUCACUGCUUUUAAACUUUCUCUCUCUCUUUUUUUUUUUCUUGUAAGUUUGAUAGACAACUUUUAAGAUUCUUUUACUUAGAUUCCAAAUGUCUCAGGGUUCUGAUGUAUUUGGACCUGAAGUUUUGCAUUGUUCUUGAGUAAGUUAACUUCUAACUGGUUUUCAGUUGAUUUUUCUAAUGGCAAAACUUAGCUAUAGUUGUGAGAAGACUUUUAUUAACUGUCUAGUUAGAAGCAUUCUGAAGUAUGCACAAAUGUAGCUGAGGAGUGAAGAUUCUGGAAAAUCAUGUGCACUAACACGUAUUUGCCUCACAAAUACGUUGUGUUCUUAACUGUAUGAUUAUUUCCUUGCUGCUGAAUUCAUGUCAAGACAAUCUGCAAGAGCUACAAUCUUCCUAAAUAAACCCAGUAUCCAUUUUUUAAAGUUGUGAUAUACCCCAAAGCCUCCUUUUAGAGACAAGUUGUACUGUUUGGUUAUAUAAAUUGACUGGAUUUGAAUCUGCCUGGGUCCAACACCUUCUGUGCCCACCUGCCUCUAUCGCAUGCCUUCAGCCUGAGGCAAGGGUAUGGCAUGGCUCAAGAGUCACCUUUCAAAAACCUAAUUUUUCAGCCAGCCUGCUCAUUCCUCAGCUUGGUGUAAAAUUUGCUAGCAUACCUAGCACUGGAACCUGCUGUUAGAAAACAGGGAGGUUACAUUUAUUAAUGGUGUUUAAUAAGAAGCCUUAUCAAAAACAUUUUCAAACCUACUGAAGAAAAUUACUUGUUUUGUGGUUUGAUUCCCUCCCCUCACCCCCUUCUUCUUGUGUGUGUGUGUGUGUGUUUGGGUUUUGUUUGUUUGUUUUUGUUGUUUGGGUUUUUUGUGUGGUCUCCAGCUCAGGCCUUAAGGGAGGGAAUUCAACACCUGGGAGAAUUUGUUCUAAUUUAUUUUCUUUCAAUAUUGUACUCUUUUGGUUUAUAUUUAUUAUUUGGUAAACUACAACUUGGUUUUCUACAUGUUGAGAUGUGUAAAUAAUCCCUCGACCUGCAGUGUACUCUUUGUAAGACAAUCAUAUGUGGUGUAUGUCACCCAAUGGCACACUGAACAGUAGGGUUGUAAGCAGUUCACUUAAAUGAAGGAGGGAAAGAUCUAGCUAUGAAUAAUUGGGGAGGAAAGUGAGAUAUGCUGAGUUUUAAAAUACACUGACUGCUUGAUUUGCUAGAAAGAUCAAGUCUUGAGAAAAUACCUUCUUCAGGACUGAUAUUAAAUCAUAUGUUCCAGAUUUCUAAAGCAGGCUAAUCCAAAACAUUGACUCAAAGAGUGCCCUUGGACAUGUCUCUUUCUCCUACUGACUCUGCCAAGUACAUAUCCAGAGGAAAUUGAACUGUUUUGCAUAAGCCAUAAUAAAUAACUUUAAUAAUGAAGUGCUUAAUAUAGUGAAGCAAAAUUCUCUAUCAGGGAUUUCCAUGAAUAACUCCAUGAUGUGUGAGCUCAUGUGCUAGAGCAGCAACUUUAGCAUGAAAAAAAGCAAAUAUUUGCCACCAUUUUGGUCUCUUUGACAUCCUAUGGGCAGGUCCCUGCACCUAGAAAGACUUUGGCAGGGCUUUCCCCCUGCAGAAGGAUUUGUAUGUGACUGCAGGCUGUGGUCUUCUGGAGGUAGUCCAGCAGGAGACAGCACCAGAAGCAGAUGGCUGCAUGACCAAGUUUUCUGUCAAUAUGUAAAUGUUGAUCUAAGUUCUCCUAUUUUAUUGUGAAGGUGAAUUGUGUAAAUUAUGUAAGUGCAUUAUUAUUUAGACUAUUUGGUAGAAAUCAGCAGCCUGUUUCAUUGGGAUUUCAUUUGUAUUUUGGAAGUAUUUAAAUUGAAAAAAAAAAAGAGUAAAGAUUCUUAAAUCAA